AAUGGGCCUCAGUCUAACGUCUGAUUCAAAAUAAACAUGCGAUGUCAGAAUAGAUAAUUACAUGACUGCCAAAUAACCUUUAAUUUUUAUAACUAAUAAAGUAUUCAAUAAAGCAAAUAAAAACUACUUGAUUUUUCUCCUAGGUCGCUCGACAAAAUGCCCUGGAGAUUACUCUGCAUAUCUGGAAGAAUCUGGUUCUUUCCCGGAACGAAAGGGGAACAGUGUGUUCCAUGGAACUCAUCAAGGAGUCAACUUCAGGACAAGAAAGUGAAGGAGGAAUGUAGCCCAGAAUAGCUCUGCGCCAGCCUUGUUUCGGUGGAUUGAAGAAAGACUCACUUAUCUGCGUAACGAUAAAUGGGCAUUUUGUUGAUGGAGCCUUUUCAUUUAAAGUGGAAUAAUAUUUUAUCUAAACUGCUUUUAAUGGUAAUCAUUGCUCUCUAACGUUCCUACUGUACCUCAAGUGUGCUGCGUUAACCUGUUUGGAUGGAGGUCUCUGAGCUCCGGAACGUUUGUGAAGAGUUUGAUGCGGGUGGGACGCUGAUAGCUGUGGGAUCGAAGAUGGCGACUUCGGGGAGUGAUUGUGAUUUUCCUUCACCAAGCAGCAAAAGUGCGUCGGAGACUCCGCAGAAAGUGCGGCAACUGCUGUCCGACAGCAUCGCAGAAACCGAUCAGUCAAGUUCCAUCCUUGAAUCACCGGAUGACAGUGAUUUACCAGGAUUGCCCGUUCCUUGUGACUCGGCUAAUAAAGAAGCUUUUUUCUCACGGGUUGAAACUUUCACAUCAUUCAGGUGGGCUGGGAUGUCGUUUGAGCUCUCCCCUUUACAAUGUGCUAAGUAUGGCUGGACCAAUGUUGAGUGUGAUAUGUUGAAGUGUUCCAGUUGUCAAGCUUUCCUGUGCGCGACUCUGCAUCCAUUACUGGACGUCAAUAAAUAUAAAGAAAGGGUCGCUGGGCUGCGGGAUAGUUUGAAAACAGCGCACGAGAAGUUCUGCUUCUGGCCUGACAGUCCCUGUCCAGAUCGUUUCUGGGCUUUACCUCUGAAUGAACCAGCAGCCCUCCUUCAUGGGAUGGUGGAGCGGUUCAAGAGUCUGUGCUUGCUGGAUGUCCAAUUACCGGUCCUCAAACAGGAUGACCUCAAAGACAUGACCAUCAUGGAAGAAACCAUCAGUGUCCUGUUGCAGUUGAUAGAAGAUGAAUUAAAGUGUAACGCUACGGGAGACAGUCCUGUGCUGAAAAGCAGUGGGGAUCUCCUUUCUGUCCAUGUUUCAGCCUGUAUCCUUGCUCUGUCUGGCUGGACUGCUGGACCUUCCUCAGAUUUCCAUCAACUGCCAGUUAUCACCUGCUCCUAUUGCAUGAGGAAGGUGGGCCUGUGGAGUUUUCAGCAGAUUGACACCGUUUGCUCAGCGAAUGAUCCUGACAACCCUGUGUGUGGUACCUCUCCACAGGAGAACAAAUCAGAGGCGUCAAUGCCAACUCCCCCUGCCAUGUCUCCCCGUAGGAUGAUUACACGGAGCCAGGAUGCUGCCCAGAUACAGACCAAUGAACAGCAUGAAACCAGCCCUUUGCCUAUUGGGGCUCGGACACGGAGUCGAGAUGCCCACAGCCCUACUCUGGUCGAUCGAAGUGAGCCAGAAACCAUCAGUCCACACCAGCGGAAUAAGCGGCCUGUGACUCGAAGCAUGGGCCAGGGCGAUGUACCCUCCAGCCCACAGAGGAAGCCUAAGCGUCUGCGCCUGUCUUCAUCUACCAGCUCUGAUAGUAACCGGGGAUACUUCAACCCUGUCUCCCAGCACAGGGAUUGGUGUCCAUGGAUUAGAAGAGAACUAAAACCAGGAGAUAAGCUACACAGCCCAGAGCCAGAGGAGCAGGGCUUGACCCUUGGGUCACCUGAGAAGACAGAGCCAGGGUGGAAGGCAGUAAUUGAGGUCCUGUUGUCACUGAAAGGAUCUUGCAGCCCAAACGAGGGCUUGGACAGCAUUUCUCUUUCAGAAAAAUCGAGCAAGGUGUUCCGAAUAUUCCGACAGUGGCAAGUCCCGUGUUCCCUAUAGUGAGAGUCUUCCUUUAGAGGCGCUGGAGGUGCAGCAUCUUUAACCAAAAAAGGGAGAAGUAAAUGUCUAACCUUUGCCUGGUUUUGUCUCCUUCCAUUUCCAACGGAUUGGGUGAUGUUAGUUUUGAAUGCUUACAGCCUGGAUGGGCUUGAAAUCUCUUUGUACCAACUGACAGAUUAAAACGAACUCCAGGUUUCUUAGAAACAUACAAAUGUCUUUUCAAAUAAAGCAGCAAAACUUGCAAAAAAGAA
This is a messenger RNA of Pristis pectinata (smalltooth sawfish), 2297 nucleotides long. RefSeq names its product zinc finger, C3HC-type containing 1 (gene zc3hc1). The record is from RefSeq and is a predicted model, not a curated record. NCBI's taxonomy places the organism in Eukaryota, Metazoa, Chordata, Chondrichthyes, Rhinopristiformes, Pristidae. The coding region runs from base 484 to 2046 and encodes 520 amino acids. The transcript has 10 exons. Gene Ontology annotation, molecular function: zinc ion binding. Gene Ontology annotation, cellular component: nucleus.